CGCCAAGUUCCAACAGCCCCCAGUCGAGCGAGCGCCGGGAACGAGCACCACCCGGGCAGCGCACGCCGCACAAAGCCAGCUGGCGGCACAUUGGAGCGGCUCCGGAGAAACUCACGGCCCGGGCACUUUGGAAAGGAGACCGCGAGGAGCCGCGCACCAGAGGAACGCUGAGCCCGGCACCUGUUCCUCAGCGCCACCGCCGUCCCCACCCCUCGGAUCCUCACCUUCCAGGCGCCCGCGGACUCCCGGGAUGAAUUCGGUGCUGGGCAACCAGACCGACGUGGCGGGCCUGUUUCUGGCCAACAGCAGCGAGGCGCUGGAGCGCGUGGUGCGCUGCUGCACCCAGGCGUCGGUGGUGACAGACGACGGCUUCGCCGAGGGCGGCCCGGACGAGCGCAGCCUGUACAUCAUGCGCGUGGUGCAGAUCGCCGUCAUGUGCGUGCUCUCGCUCACCGUGGUCUUUGGCAUCUUCUUCCUCGGCUGCAACCUGCUCAUCAAGUCCGAGGGCAUGAUCAACUUCCUGGUGAAGGACCGGAGGCCGUCGAAAGAGGUCGAGUCAGUGGUCGUGGGGCCCUACUAAGUGACCCUCGGAUCCCCGCGGCGGGCGCCCGGGAGUCUACACUACUUCGCCAGCCCCUGUGCGCCCCUCACCAUCACCAACCGGGCGAAACAGACCUGUUGGAGUCAGUUCUUUCUCUCGACUUCUGCCUUUCGGGAAUAAACGACCCAUUUCUGCCCGCCAGUGAAGGUCCUGAGCUAGACUGCAGAGGAGCGCCCAGACUGUGGGACUCAGCAGCAGGUGGUAAAAGAGGGCAAUUAGGGCGCACAACUUGUGGAGCUGCUGCGUACAUGGGAUGCGGGGAGACGGACCCGGCCAGGGCCUUUUCCACCUGCAGGUGGGCCGAGCAAUGGGGGACAACUGGCGAGGGCGGGCAGGGGGGAGAUCCAGCGGCCACCGGUAGCCGGGUGACCGGAAAAGUGACCUGUUUAUACACCAUGCUGCAGACCUAAUGAGGACACAGAUGCAUGUGCAGAUUCGCGCCCUGGUGGGGAGAGUGGAUACCUUUAAUAGAUUGUAACGCGUCUUUUUAAGGGAUUUUGUGUUAAUUUGCUUGAAUACAGAUAUUUGUUAAGUCUUUUCAGCCCUAAGUGGUCUGUUUGCCUGCCUGCCGGUUAGAGAUUUUGUCAUCCUGGGAGAAGGGGUGGGGGGAGGGAGAGCCUGAGAAUGUGAAUGGGGUAAGUUCUUUAUUUUAGUGCAUUUCUAACUGGCUCUUUUUUGGCGGGGGGGGCGGGGGGGGGAGUCUAGAGCUCCAGCUAAGCUGGGACAAAGACCCAUAGUAGAAUUCCUAGCUCGUGUCUGCUCGGUUUACGCCACGAAAGUGCUCUUGAUAUCAGUGACACCGUUUUGACUUUUUCCCCCUUAUUUAACAUUUCCUGAAUAAAUGCAAUAUUUAAGUGA
This is a messenger RNA of Nannospalax galili (Upper Galilee mountains blind mole rat), 1459 nucleotides long. RefSeq names its product reprimo, TP53 dependent G2 arrest mediator homolog (gene Rprm). The transcript has a single exon. NCBI's taxonomy places the organism in Eukaryota, Metazoa, Chordata, Mammalia, Rodentia, Spalacidae. Gene Ontology annotation, cellular component: cytoplasm. The record is from RefSeq and is a predicted model, not a curated record. Gene Ontology annotation, biological process: regulation of mitotic cell cycle. The coding region runs from base 251 to 580 and encodes 109 amino acids.